UCCGCGUUGCCAGGUUACCUCCUCUCUACUGGCCCCACCCUGCCCUCCGCAUUGUUAUGGCAACGCCCGCUUCCUCCAGGGCCUCCUUCAAGGUGGUGCCGGUGUUUGGUCCCGCCCCUUGCGCCCUCUACUUCCGUUUUGGGAGAGAUCUGGAGGCUUCCGCUUCCGGUGCCUCUGAAGCCCGCUGCCCGGCAGUAUGGCCGCGCGGCCGCCCCUUCGCGUGUUGUGCCUGGCGGGUUUCCGGCAGAGUGAACGCGGAUUCCGCGAGAAGACCGGAGCUUUGAGGAAGGCGUUGCGGGGGCGCGCGGAGCUCGUGUGUCUUAGUGGUCCCCACCCAGUCCCCGAUGCAGCGGGCCCCGAGGGUGUCGGGACAGACUCCGGGACCUGCCCCCCGGAGGAGCGGCCUCGGGGCUGGUGGUUUUCGGAGGAGGCAGACGCUUUCAACGCCCUGGAAGAGCCCACGGUGUGCCGCGGCCUGGAGCAAGCCCUGGGGACGGUGGCACAGGCCCUGGACAAGUUGGGGCCUUUUGAUGGACUCCUUGGCUUCAGCCAGGGGGCUGCACUGGCAGCCCUUGUGUGCGCCCUGGGCCAGGCUGGUGAUCCGCGCUUUCCCUUGCCUCGAUUUAUCAUCCUCAUCUCUGGUUUCUGUCCCCGAGGCCAUGGCCUCAGAGAACCUAUCAUGCAGAGCCUCUUGUCACUGCCUUCGCUCCAUGUUUUUGGGGAUACUGAUCGAGUCAUCCCCUCUCAGGAGAGUAUGCAGCUGGCAAGCCGAUUCCCGGGAUCCGUGACCCUAACCCACUCUGGUGGCCACUUCAUUCCAGCCGCUGCACCUCAGCGCCAGGCCUACCUCAAGUUCCUGGACCAGUUUGCAGAGUGAAAGAUCAGCAAACACCUCUGCCCUUGCAUUCUCCCACCUUGGGGCAGCCUCUGUGACGUUGCCUCACUCUUUGAGCGCGGUGGAGGUCCUCUGGGACCUCUGCUGUUGUGCUGACAUGCUUCCCCUCAAAACCAGUUAAAAGACAACUAUCCAUACUCAAGACUACUUAUGUGACCCGUGCUCUGCACUGGAGAAAAAGGAAGUAGGCCACCUUAGUGGAUUUUGGUCUCUGAAACUCAAACGUGAACAGGGCUGGGUGUGAUGGUGCAUGCCUUUAAUAUCAGCAUUCUGGGAGGCUGAGGCAGGAGGAUCACUGAGUUCAAGCCCAGCCUUGAACUACACAGCAAUACCCUGUCUUAAAAACAAAAGAAACAACAAAAACAUGAAAAAGAUGAGAGAACCCUGGAUGAGGGAGAGUGGACUGGCAAGAACUGGUACCACUGAGUGCCAGUGAAGCGGUAGUUUGUAUUUUGAGUAUCUUUUUCCUGGUACAUACUGAAAAAUAAUUUUUUUUCCUAGCUGUUCACAGCCCCUUGUUCUCUAGCUAUUCACAGCUUCUUGGCCAGUACCAAGGCAGGAGUUGCUUCCAGUUAUGAGCUUCCAGGACAGGCUUAUGUAUGUGGGCACUCAACAUUUUUGGUGGAAGUCUUAAGAAAUUGAGGGCCAAGCCUGGUGGCACUCACCUACAAUCCUGGCAUUUGGGAGGCUGAGGCAGGAGGAUCCUUGAAAAUUCCAGACCAAUCUAGGCUACAUAGUGAGUUCAAAUCCAGCCUGAACUGCAUAGUGAGAUCCUGUCUCAGAAAGAAAUUGAAAGAGUUCGUGGCUGAAUCGUGAAAGAAUUUACAUCUGAGUUUUGGAGAAGAGAUCAUCUGGCAAGGCCCUGCCUGGCUUCUUUCAUCCUGAUUCCUGAGUUCUGUUCCCAUCUUCCCUCAGUCCCUGCCUUCUAUUUUCUCCACCAUAACUGUCCUGCCCCUCUAAACUAUGAAUUUGAAGGGUGGGGUGUCGCCAGACCUUGGGCAGAGGCCAAAGUGCACUGAAUAACUUGACCACAUCUGCAGAGUUUCUGAAAUAAAUGCUAUUCACAACUGGU
Messenger RNA from Chinchilla lanigera (long-tailed chinchilla), 1967 nucleotides. It is a transcript of the gene Ovca2, whose product is annotated as ovarian tumor suppressor candidate 2. The record is from RefSeq and is a predicted model, not a curated record. Bases 197 to 877 code for a protein of 226 amino acids. Gene Ontology annotation, biological process: response to retinoic acid. Gene Ontology annotation, cellular component: nucleus; cytoplasm. Lineage: Eukaryota; Metazoa; Chordata; Mammalia; Rodentia; Chinchillidae. The transcript is spliced from 2 exons.